AUGGAAAAUAUCAGCUCGACACCAUGGACGAGAAGAGCAUUUGCCUUGAGCGCCUUGGUUCUAUUGGCAACCUAUGCCAUCUUCUAUGUUGCCCAAGAAAAACCUCCAUUUCGUGCUACUGCAACGUCCACCAAGCCAAUCAGCAACGAUACAACCGUGUAUAACUCGUUUUCGGGCAUAGCUGGCAGUCGUCCAGCAACUCCUUCCAGUUCUAUCAAUGGUAACACUUUCAUGGCGGCAAGACGAUGCCAGCUGAAAGGAGAACGACUUGCCAGACCAUUUGGCAUUGGCAGGAACCUAUUAUUACCAACCAUUGACGACGACACCGGCCCUCCAUAUUGGUGCACCCAGGAUACCUACGAUAAAUCAUGCCGCACCAGUCAACACAUGCUCUGUCCCCCCAAGGGGUUGCUCUUUGUCAAGACACCCAAAACGGGCUCUACCACCAUUAGUCGCAUUGUCAAGCGCAUUGUAAGCAACGUCGCUCAAAGGUACAAAAACGUGGGGCAUGACAGUACGGAAGUUGCGUGUCAACAUCGAGAAGACCACAUCAAUGGCGCCGGGCUUUGGUAUGGAAAUCGAGUGCAUAACCAAUCCUUCCUGGUCGCAUCGCUGCGAAAUCCUGCAGAACGUGCCAUGAGCCGAUUCUUUUGGUCAUACGUAACACGACAUUCGCCCAAUGGAACAGAAGUGCCGGUAGAUGAUGCCUUUGUUGUGGAUUAUCUCAACAAGUCAACCAGCGUGGCCAAUGGAUGUACCUCCAAAGGUCAAGGGGGGUACCAGCUAAACUAUAUUGCAAUGGAGUCCAUCAAGGAAUGGUCGGCAUGGCAUCCCUUACACCCAACACAAGUGAUUCAACCAAAGGCCAUUGAACAACUCGUGCAUCGGACACUACAAGAAUACGACUUUGUCAUCCUCAAUGAACGCAUGGAAGAGUCCUUGGUGCUAUUACAACUCCUGCUGGGACUGGAAGUAGGUGAUAUUGUUGGCAUGGCAUACAAUGUUGGAGGCAGCUACCGCUACGAGCAUGGAAAGUGCAAACAACUCAUCAAGAGCCACGCAUCAAUUGGAAUGCAACACUACUUUCGGUCAGAUGAAUGGAUGGCCAAGAAUUAUGGCGACUAUGUUCUCUUUGCGGCUGUUAAUCGCAGCAUUGACUUGACCAUAGAAAAAGUCGUUGGCCGCGAUCGCUUUGAUGCUGCCCUAAAAGACUUUCAACAGCUCGAAGCUACUGUCAACGACGUAUGUUCAAAGAGGGUGCCUUUUCCCUGUUCCGCCAAUGGUACAGUGUUGUCCCACACAGACCAUCCAGUCCCCCACGAGAAGAUUGCUCGAUGCAUUGACAAGGUUGUACGCGAGAACCAACAGCUGAGGACAAAACAGAACAGCUUUGGGAUUGGCGAAGGAAAUUGGCAUCCAUAG
Messenger RNA from Seminavis robusta, 1422 nucleotides. Lineage: Eukaryota; Bacillariophyta; Bacillariophyceae; Naviculales; Naviculaceae. The record is from the annotation of a GenBank genome assembly.